AUGGAGACGGAUAGGGCAUGGACCAAGUCAACGUCACCGCUGGCGUCAGAAUUGGUGCCCAAUGAACCACAGGACGAUCUGAGAAUUGAAUUUUUUCGCCAUCUUGUGUUCUGCACAUUCCCAAAUGUCAAGAGCGACGAAUUGGAUCGCAAGUUUGCGACGGACGUCGUGGCUACAAGAUUGUUCGAAUUUUUGCAUGUGCCCGAUGCGCGACUGCUACUAUUUACAGAUUUUGGAGAUGAUCACAGUGGUUCCGUGGACGUGUAUGCUUCGCCGCCUGCAAAGCUAUUCGAUGUCACUCCUAAGCCCAAGAAUCGGAAGCCAGUCACGGUCUUAUACGUACUCAAGACGGUCAAGGCAGCCGUGAGUACAACCAAAUUUGAUGACGAAAUCAUGUCAGGAACUUUAGAAAGAAACGCUCUUGAGUCACUAGCACAGAUGUUGCGCGAUGUCUAUGUGCCACUACUCGGAAACCCGCGGAAUCAGGCGAUGUGGCCAGAGAUGGUCACAACGUCAAUAAUUGCCAAAGCUCAUGGCUUCUUUUCGAAUUUACAAAUAACGCUUGGACAGACAAAAGGGGCUACUUGUCUUGCACUACCAUGGGAUGGGGCAAUCAUGGAGAGUGCAGCUAAGUCGAUUCCUAGAGAAGAUGCAGCCGAUUUAUUAUCAUCUACUUAUACGACAGAUUAUAAUUCAAUAAACCGACAGGGAAGAAAUUACGUACAUAGUUUAGAAGGAUGUCUCAUCACUUGGACCAAGCAGAUCAAAAGCAUUCUUAAUCAAGAGCCAGAAUCUCUGUUAAAUCAACGGGGCUAUGCACAGCAUGGUCCCAUGGAAGAGCUUAACUUUUGGGCUACCAAAGCUAGAAACUUAAAUUCAAUUUUUGCUCAACUCCAGUCUGAAAAUAUCCGUAAAGUCUUGCGGUAUCUCGACACGUCAAAGAGUACCUACAAUAUUCCGUUUGCAAAGCUAUGCAAGGAGGUAUUUCUCGCUAGAGCUGAAGCCAACAAUAAUAAACUCUACUUGUGGCCUUUGGCGGAGUGGUUCGAAAAGCUAGCAUGCGCACAAACACUGGUAGAGGUUCAAAAUCUUUUGCGACCCAUUUGCCAUUUAAUUUUUCUGAUCUGGAAGUCAAGUCAAUUUUAUAAUACCUCGGCUCGCCUUGUUGUAUUGAUUCGACAAAUUUGCAGCGAAAUUAUUCGAAAGGCCACGCUGCACCUCAAUGGCGAAAAAGUGUUUGAGCUCAUUGAACAAGGCGAGCCGGAAAAAAUUAAGUUGAUGCUGUACGAAUCACUACAAAUGUGUGCUCAUUUUAAAAGUGUCUACUUUGACUACAAGGCAAGAUCUAUGACGGAAGUACCGAAAAAUCAGUGGCGGGUUCAGAAUAAUGCGUUAUUUUUUCGUCUGGAUGCUUUUCUAGAAAGAUGUCACGAUGUUUUAGAGCUUGUUCAAACUAUUUGCCAAUUUGAGAAGCUUGCACAGAUGGAAAUUGGAGGUACUAAGGGUAGAACACUAACGGCAAGUGUGCACCAAAUUUAUAAAGAUUUUGAAGAAACGUCUGCGCGGAUGAAGAAUGUACAAUAUAACCUCAUGGACAUCGAUGCCAGAGAUUUCGAAAACGACUUUUAUGUCUUCCGCUUGAAAAUAAAAGAGUUGGAACGACGGUUAGCAUCUGUGAUACAUCAAGCUUUUGACGAUGCGAAUACAAUCGCGGGACGUGUCAAGUGUUUGAGCUACUUCAAAGAUCUACUUGAUCGACAAAUAAUAAAUAACGAACUUGAGAGGAAGCAUGCUUCGCUGAUCACAUCGUACGCAAGCGAACUUCAAGUGGUGCAACAAAUAUUCAUCGAGAACCGUGAUCAUCCGCCUAUAUCACCCAAUCACCCACCGUUUGCCGGUGCAGUUUCGUGGUGUCGUGGACUUAUGGAGCGAAUCAAAUCUCCUAUGGAAAAGCUUAGACAAACCUCUCCAAGUAACGUUCUUGAGCGCGAGGAAUCUAAAGAAAUAAUAAAAUUGUACACAAACAUGAUGGUGAUGCUGCAAGAGUAUGAGGCUCAAAAUGUCCAAAAGUGGGGGUCUUCCAUUGAAACUUCUUCAAAAUCAAAACUCAAGCUUCCACUUUUGAGGCGUGAAUUUGCUUCUGAGUCUGUCAAUACCGAUACAACAAAUGCAGACGGCCCGAGUUUGCACCGACCACAAACUGAAGAAUUUCAGCUCGGGAUAGGUCGGUUGGUUGUCAACUUCGAUGUUGCUUUAGUGCAGUUGUUACGCGAAGUGAAAUAUUUUUUGUUGCUUCAAGUAAAUGUUCCAGAGGAUGCAUUGGAGAUAUACAAACGCGCAGAAGUAUUCCAAAGGCAAACUGGAAAUUUGGAAUUGAUUGUCGAUAUGUAUAAUACCAUCCACUUGACCCUUUUACCCGUUGAAAGACCUCUUGUAAGGAGCUAUAUCGACCGAAUGGAUCAAGUAUUAAACAAAGGCAUCAAAGCUCUAAACUGGAAGUCCCAUGGUAUCGACGUAUAUUUGAAAGAGUCGAUGGCUGCCGUAAACGAAAUCAACACAUUGCUGAGCCAGCUAAAGUCGCAUCGAAACCGCGUCAUCGAGCUACUGGAAAUCUGGUCUAUACCACCUCUGCUCUUCGAGUGGCAAAAUACAACAUUAUCAGCUGAACAAUUCGAACAGCUACAGACGACUUUGUGUCAUCAAAAGUACCAUGAAGUUAGGGAAGGGGGCAUCGAAAUUCACAAUCUGCUAAAGAGUAUCUUGAAGCUUGUACGUGUAGCGCAAGGAAGUCCUGAUUGGAGGGCUUACGUUGACUACGUCAGCAAAAUGGUGGAAGAUGGGCUAACACGAGUGAUUGUUCAAUCUCUAAGCCAAUUAAAGGAGCAAAUGGACCCAAAUCGUUUUGAGACCGACGGUAUACCGGCCUUGCUCGAAGUAGAGUUACAUUUGUUUGGUAAAGACAUCGUCUAUGUUCCGCCCAUUCAAAGCACGUCGGCAAAAUCUAGCUUAGAAGACCUCAUCAUGCGACGAAUAGAAGCGAUUGUCAAUUGUUCCACACUUCUUAAGCGGCUGGACAGCUCUGGAGGUACUUACCUGAAUAAUAUGCAAGAAAACAUGCAAAUAUGUGUCAUCAUAGCAGAUAUUCGGUCAUUUAUUGAGCAGAACAACAAAUCUUGUGCUGCGUAUCGUCAUGCGCACACAAAGUAUGAAUAUUUAUGGACGACGGAUUUGACGCAGAUGUUUCAUCUUUUUUUAUCAACGGCAUGGCUCCUAAUUCCGAAGAAAGAUGACAAGGCUUUUCGUGGCGAAAUUAUUUACGCUGACAAUCUGCCUUCGCCGAAAUCCCUACAAUCCAAGUCUAAAGGAAAGGAUUUGAGCUAUUCUAAGUUGGAGAGUAAUAUUCAUAAUACUCAUUCUGCUAUGAAUGUACCUCCUCCGGUUCCUGCUCAGCUGCUUGAUCUCAAACGUUUCCAAGAAAGAAUUAGCUUUUUUCUAUGUCUGCAAAAUGAGAUCUCCGAAUCAAAGCCUAUAAAAGACGUAGGGUUUGUGCGUGUGAAUUGUCUCCCGAUUAAGCAGGCCUUGGCGACUUGGGUGACAAAGUGGGUGUAUUUGUUCACACAAUUUUUGCACGAUCGAGUCCUUGAUCAGCUUGUGUGGGCUGACAACUUCAUGCGGAACGUUAGAAUUGGUCUGGAAGCUGACUUUGAAGGUGUGAACACUGAAAGGAAGACUACUUUGCUGAUGCAGUGUAUGCUGCACAUCCGUGACGUCCGCCUUUUGUUGCGUGAAAACUUGCUGAUGAACUUUGAACCGUUAAAGGAAAUUGUUGCACUACUUAAGACGCAUGGCAUUGCUCUGGAUUUGUCGUACGUUGGCAAGGAAAAUGUGGCAACGUUUUUAGAGAAAGCGCCACUUAGGUGGGAGAAAUUAGUAAGCGUGACAUUCAAGAGAAAGGAAAUGAUUCAGCCGUUACAAAAUCAAGAGAUGGAAUCCAUACGACAAGAAGUGGCAGAGUUUAACAGGCGCCUACAUGCUUUAGAAGAGGAUUUUGAGAUCGUUGCACCUAUUCAGGCUCCUUCCGACAGGCAAUCGAUAGCUACUGUAUAUAGUCAACUAGAUGCAUACAGCGCCAAGCUCUGUCAAAUUGAAAAGGAAGCUUUAAGACUUUCGGAGCUGAAAGAUAUCUUCGAAGUUGGAUUCAGCGAAUUCGAAGUGCUGACCACGCUCCGCGUCAAAUUUGUUACGCUUAAGCACAUUUGGGACUUUGUCGCGCUUCUGGACUCAAUUUACGUAUACAAGUGGCAACCUUUACUUUGGAGCGAGUUGGAUGUUGACGUCUUAUUUGAAGAAAUUGAUGAGAUCGAGCAUCAGCGCAACACUUUGUUUACAUCUGCUCGCGCCGUGAAGAGAUGGCCUGUUUAUGAGUAUCUCGAGCAGAAGCUGCACCAAAUGACCGUUAUUCUACCUGUGGCUAAGCAUUUGCAUUCUCCAGCUAUGCGCGAUCGACACUGGAAAAGUCUGAUGAUGCUUACGAAUAAGCACUUUGAUUUGUCUAGUUUGGUUGCAAUGAACUCUUUUAGCAAUUCUGCGGUGGGGAAAAUCGUUACGGACUCAGAAGCUGUUAAGUAUGGCAGCAAAGGGGACAAUUCAUUGCAAUUCAAAGAAAUUCUAAAGCUGGAACUUCAUCGAUUUGUAAAUGAAGUUAGUGAACUGGUGGAGGUGGCAUCCAGGGAAUUCAAGAUCGAGCAAAAGCUGCAGUCAAUCGAUGCAGCGUGGAGCGGACAUCAGCUCGAGUUUGUACCGUACCGAACAACUGAAAGCACGACUUUGUCUAGUCACGGUCAAGAUCAUGAGUCGUCUAUUUCAGUUGAAGGCAAUAGUGAUAACUCUGAUGUCACUGCAAGUAGAAUUAUCUCAACUGAGACAGAAGCUGAUGAAAUGAAGGGUAGUAUAAUGAUCGUGAAAAUGCCUCAUAUCAUACUUGAGUGCCUCGAAGAGCACCAGCUACAACUGCAAACUAUGGCUGCUCUUGAAAAUUCUGUUGCCCAUUUUAAAGAUGAGAUUUUUGAAUGGCAGUUGCGCUUAGGCAACGUUGAUGCAAUUUUGAAGUUGUGGAUUACAUUGCAGCGACAAUGGUGCAGUUUGGAAUCCAUCUUCCUCAGUUCUGCAGGCGACAUUCAACAACAAUUACCAUCAGAAUACCAACGCUUCAAGCGUAUUGAUCAGGCAAUCAAAGAGCUUCUUGCAGAUCUCAGAAUGUAUCCAUCUGUGAUAGUCGCUUGCUGUCAGCGUGAGGGUCGCGAAGCCGUACUUCGUGGCUUACUGUUAGAGCUCGAGAUUUGCCAAAAGGCUCUCAAUCAGUAUUUAGAUGGGAAGAAAGACAUUUUCCCGCGAUUCUAUUUCGUCUCUACUGCAACAUUACUCGACAUACUGUCCAACGGCAAAUUUCCUCCCCGCAUCCAGCCCCACUUCGGAAGCUGCUUUGAUGGCAUACAAUCUUUUGAGUUCAUAAGUACCCAAUCUCGUCUAAAAUCAAAUUGUGAGAAAAAUGUGUCAGGCAUAAAGAUGACUGGGAUCAGAUGUGUAGAAGAGCAAUCUUUGGCGACGGCAAUGAUAUCAAAGGAAGGCGAAGUAGUACACUUUCCUGACUCACUCUUGAUUCAUGGUGCAGUUGAAAGCUGGUUCAAUGAUCUUGUGUUUGUGAUGAAAGACACUUUACGACAAAACGUCUUCAAGGCAGUCGAAAGUAGUGCCCAAUGGGGGGCAGACUGUGCUCGCCACGCGUGGGUCUUUAAUUACCCAGCGCAAGUUGCUCUACUCGGAAGUCAAAUCGUCUGGACCGAAGAAGUUGAAAAUGCAAUGGAAGAGUUUGAGAAUGGCGCGGAUGAUGCUAUCAAAAAGCAAUUUGAAUUAUUAACAGUGCGAUUGGAGGAGCUGAUCAAACUUGUUCAAGGUCAACUAGGAGCGUUGGACCGCCAGAAAAUUAUCACUCUUAUAACUGUUGACGUCCAUGCACGUGAUAUAGUGCAGUCUUUAAUCACAAAAAACGUCUCUAGCUCGCUGGACUUUAAGUGGCAGUCACAACUGCGCUACUACACUGCACCAGUAUCGACUAGCAACGACCAACUGGUUGACGAAGUGCUGAUUAAAAUUUGCGAUUUUCGAUCAUUGUAUAGCUACGAAUAUACAGGCAAUUGUGGGCGAUUGGUCAUUACUCCUCUGACCGACCGAUGUUAUGUAACUCUUACAACCGCGCUGCGAUUGUGUCUUGGAGGCGCGCCUGCGGGACCAGCCGGUACUGGAAAAACAGAAACGACGAAAGACCUUGCUCGUGGGAUGGGUCUACAAUGUUAUGUAUUUAAUUGCAGUGACCAAAUGAAUUACUUGACCAUGGCGAACAUCUUCCGUGGACUUGCACAAACUGGCGCGUGGGGAUGUUUUGAUGAAUUUAAUCGAAUCUCAAUCGAGGUUUUGUCCGUGGUAGCGAUUCAGGUGAAGACUGUGCUUGAUGCGAAUGCACUGCUUGUUUCCUCGACAGAUCGUGGAUCAUCUGUAGGCAGCAACAGUAUGUGUACAUAUGGAGGGGAUGGAAGUACCCAGCCGCCCUUAACUAUGCCGAAAACGGGAUAUUGCGAAUUCUUUGGUAAAACGAUCGCUUUAAUCCCAACAGUUGGCUUCUUUAUUACGAUGAAUCCCGGCUAUGCUGGCCGAGCAGAGUUACCAGAGAAUCUCAAAGCUUUGUUUCGGUCAUGUGCGAUGAUUAAACCUGAUUUGCAGCCUAUUUGUGAGAACAUGCUUAUGGCCGAAGGUUUUUUGAAGGCACGCAAGCUUUCCGUUAAGCUUGUCACGCUGUACGAUCUAAGCAGUGAAUUACUAUCAAAACAAAAACAUUACGAUUGGGGACUACGCUCUGUUAAGUCGGUCCUAAUAGUCGCCGGUAGUCUGCGACGUGCACAUUCUACCUUGUCCGAAGAAACAGUGCUGCUGCAAGUGCUUCGCGACCUUAACACACCACGAAUUCUCCUAUCCGACUACCCGAUCUUUAUGGGAUUACUUUGCGACUUAUUUUCGCACCAAAAGGCUGCACCUAUGAACAACGAUGCUCUACAAGCAAAAUUUGCUCGUGUGUGCGAGCAAAAGAUGCUUCAGCUUGAAGAAGGCUUUUUUAGAAAAAUGAUGGAGCUCGAAGAAGCUCUUAAGGUACGGCACAGUGUUAUGCUUAUCGGGCCCGCUGGAUGUGGUAAAAGCACUAUAUGGAAUACGCUAGCUGCUUGUCAUAAUGCUGAUGACAAAGGAAAUGCUCUGGCAAAGCAACUAACCGUUUAUGAGAGCGUAAACCCGAAGGCGAUCACAGCAGAUGAACUUUAUGGAUACACAAAUCUGGACAACGACUGGAAAGACGGCGUGCUGUCGUCUAUCAUGCGCAACAUGUCAAAAAAUGUGCAACCAUUUACCGACAUGCAGACAUACAAGUGGGUUGUUCUAGACGGUGAUAUUGAUGCCGUAUGGAUCGAAAGUAUGAAUACGGUUAUGGAUGACAACAAGGUGCUCACGCUGGUAUCGAAUGAGCGCAUUCCUUUGACACCGUCUAUGAGACUGAUCUUUGAAAUAUCGUCACUCGUAAACGCCACACCAGCCACAGUAUCACGGGCAGGAAUAAUCUACGUGGACAAGGGGCACAUCGGAUGGUAUCCUGCAGUUGAGUCUUGGUUGCAGCGGCGAGAAAGUAGCGCUGAAAAGCUGAUUCUACCUAGUCUUUUUAAAAAAUACGUGGACAAAAUGUUUUUGGCGCUGGAAGAAACAAAAGCAGAGUCGAUCGUGCCUGUUGUUCUCAUUGCACAGGUCGAAAUGCUGUGCCGUUUGUUAGAUGGAAUAUUGAGUAUGAUCGCAGAAAAAAUAAAAAGUCAUGAUGUUCUGGAGAAUGCUUUCAUCUUUUGUGGAUUGUGGGCAUUUGGGGGUGGUUUGGCAAGUGACAAGGGGACAGAUGAUCGUGCAGCGUUUUCAGCACGCUUUAAAGCUGUAGCAAAUUACAAAUUCACCUCCACUUCCACCAACUCCGAGUUAAAUUUAUAUUCAGUGGCUUCGGGAAGUGCUGACUCAAGUAGUGCAACGACUCUGAUGAGUGGCAAUGCGAAUCUUUUCGACUUGUAUUAUGACAUCACGCGGAAUGAAUUGUGCCACUGGAAUGAUAAAAUAUCAUCCCUCGUUAAUGUAUCAGAUGUCCCGUUAAAUACACUCUUGGUCCCAACUGUGGAAUCUACUCGACUGCAUUCGGUUAUGAACUUGCUUAUGUGCAAGAAGAAUCCGACCAUCCUAGUAGGUUCCAGUGGAACAGGCAAGUCGUCGUUAAUUCAAAACCACAUGAAAGAAUUGAAAGAUGACACGACCUAUGCAUUCAUAAGCAUGCAUCACUACAUGGAUGCACGUGAGCUGCAAACUCGUCUAGAGCAGCAUUUAGAGAAAAAAUCGGGUCGGGUAUUUGGACCACUCGGCAGCCGCAGACUCCUUUAUUUUCUGGACGAUUUAAAUAUGCCUUAUGUUGAAGAGUUUGGAACGCAAACGGCCCUUGCAUUGUUACGGCAAUACAUGGAUUACAAAUCGUGGUAUGACCGUCACGAUCUCUCAACUAAAAUGUUUAUCGAUGGUGUACAAUUUCUUGCCUCUAUGAACCAGAAGGCAGGAUCAUUUACGAUAAACUCUCGUCUUCAUCGUCAUUUUUCAACGUUGUGUGUUAGUAUGCCGUCUAAAUCUGAUCUCACGACAAUCUACUCUACGCUGCUACACCAGCAUUUGUUAGGUUUUUCUGACAAGAUCAAGAAACUGGCAUCCUCUAUUCUCAUGGCAACAAUUGAUCUGUAUACUGAGGUGCGUGCAAAUUUUCUUGCGACUGCUACAAAAUUUCAGUAUAUUUUCGAUAUGCGGGAUUUAAGCUCUUUGUUCCAAGGGAUAUUCAUGGCUCGGCCUGAAGCUUAUCAAAAUGAUACUUUUCAAUUUUCUCGUCUCUGGAUCCAUGAGUGCUUUCGCGUCUUCAGCGACCGAAUGAGCUCUCACAGCGACAUUCAGCGGUUUACUGAACUGGCUGUUGAGCAGACAAAGAAAAAUUUUGAGGACGACCAGAGCGAGAUCUUUGUGACACCGCUUAUUUGUGUCAACUUUUUAAGUGUCUCAUCGACGUCAACGGAAGAUCAGUACAGUCCAUCUUCUUUCAAUUAUGUCCCUGUAACAAGCAGAACUCUGCUUUCAGCAUGUUUGGAACAAAAGUUGGCAGAGUACAACGAGAUGCAUCCUGUUAUGAACCUCGUACUAUUUGACCAAGCUUUGGAGCACGUGACGCGAAUUGUGCGUAUUCUGGCGAGCCCACGAGGAAAUGCGCUGCUCAUUGGUGUUGGUGGUUCAGGGAAGCAGUCACUCUCACGCUUGGCAGCAUUUAUUCUUGGCUUCAAAUUAGAAUCGCUGUCCACUACUGCUAGUCCCUCUUACGGGAUAAACGACCUUAAAGAAGACCUAAAAGAGAUAUAUCGUAAAGCGGGCCUUCGUCCAGCAAAGUCCAUUGUGCUGCUAUUGACGGACUCACAAAUUACUGACAACCAAUUCUUGGUGCCCUUGGCGGACGCUUUACAUGGAAGUGCUCAAAAUUUGUUUACCAGCGAAGAAAUGGAUUCCAUAAUCGUCCCUCUACGAAUGGAAGCAAAGGCACACGGAAUACCAGAUACAAAGGCGCAGCUUCAAGAAUUUUUUUACGAGAGGGUACGAAGCAAUUUGCAUCUUGUCUUUGCCUUUUCUCCGAUAGGGGGCGACCUGCGCAUUCGAUGCAGAAAAUUUCCGUCGUUGAUCAGUUGCUGCACUAUUGACUGGUUUCAUCCAUGGCCUAGAGAAGCUUUAGUCGAUGUAUCUCUCACUUUUCUGCAGGAUAUUGAGCUGCCUUCACGUGCGAUUCGAGAGAACAGGUAUGGACGCCAGAACUACGUGACUCCGACCUCAUUCUUGGAGCUAAUACGCUUCUACCAGUCACUUUUGGCUUCGAAACGAUUGUCACAAACCUCUAAAAUUCACCGUCUUGAAGUAGGAAUACACACGCUAAAGAAGACUUCAUCUGAUGUCGCUAGACUCCAGGAUGAGCUCAAGUUGAAAAUGGAACAAGUGGAAGAAAGGAAAAAGGCAACUGACCUUCUGCUAGACCAGAUGGGGAAGCAGCGUGGAGAUGCAGAGGUGAAGCAACGUCGUGCCGAUGAAGAGCGCGCCAAGGCUGCUAGGGCAGCUGAAGCUGCUUCACGAAUUGAAGCGCAGGCUUCCGUUGAGCUUGCAAUAGCCAAACCUGCUUUAGACGCUGCUCAAGAAGCUGUGAACUGUCUCAAUAAAGCUUCAUUAACCGAAUUAAAAUCAAUGGGCAAACCUCCUGCAGGUGUGGAAAAGGUAACAGCAGCAGUCCUCAUGAUGAUCAAGAAAGAGACCAAAAAUUUUAGCUGGGAUAAUGCUAAAAAGAUGAUGGCAAAGGUAGAUGUCUUUAAGCAAUCACUGGAGCAAUAUGACAAGGAAAAUAUCCCUCCUGAUGUUGUUGCGCGAGUAGAGCCACUCAUCAGAGAAGAUCCAGACUUUAAUUUUGACAAGAUGAAGAGCAAGUCGGUAGCUGCCGCUAAUUUGUGUGUCUGGGUCGUGAAUAUCAUUACAUUUCACCAAAUCUUUUUGCGUGUCAAGCCGCUGAUGGAUACUCUCGAUAAGGCUCGUCAGACCAAGACUGAGGCAGAUCUUGAGCUAGCUAAAGUGCAGAAGAUGGUAGCAGAAGUCGAAGAACAUCUUCAUACUUUGCAAGCUUCCUUUCGGGAGGCAACGUCUGAAAAAGCAAAAGUAGAGGAUGAAGCACAAGUGUGUCAAGAACGACUGUCUCUUGCAGAACGCCUCGUGAACGGACUUGCAUCAGAGAAGGAGCGAUGGUGUUAUGAGGUCGACGUCUUGAAAGCUGGCAAAAAUGCUCUGAUUGGUGACUCGCUAUUAGCAGCAAGCUUUGUAAGCUAUAUCGGUGCCUUUAACGCAAGCUUCCGAGCUCAGCUAUGGAAAAACACUUGGGUGCCAGAUAUCAUAACCCGAGAGAUUCCAAUUUCGAUUGUAACCCCUGCAGUGGCCGUGACGGGUAGCGGCUUAAAUCAAGCUGAAAACAACGUCAAAGGAGAGCUGAUGACCGAUGAAAAUAUCUCACCUGAAGUAUCUUCAGCAUCCGCAUCCAGCGCUUCGAGUAAUAAUGUGGGCGUUGAUCCAGUAGACGUACUCAGUAACAGCAGUGACGUCGCUAAAUGGAUGAAUGAAGGUUUACCCUCCGAUCGGAUUUCGAUUGAGAAUGGAUGUAUUAUCACAUCAUGUCAGCGCUGGCCGCUUCUUGUUGAUCCUGAGUUACAGGGAAUGAUCUGGUUACGUGCACACGACUUUCGGCCUCAGCAAACUGAAAGUGCUGAACGCCAGGACGAAAUACAGCACGCAAAGCAGCCUCUAAUAGUAAUACAGCCUGCGCAAAAGAACUGGACAAACAUGUUGAAGAAGGCAAUCUCGAAUGGGCAGAAUGUUAUCAUAGAAAAUCUUGGCGAAACAAUUGACCCGUCUUUAGAACCUGUUAUCAUGCGGCAAAUCUAUAGAAAAGGACGCAGUCAGUUCCUUCACUUUGCAGCGGAGGAGGUUGAGGUAGACCCUCGCUUCCGAUUGCACCUGCAUACGAAACUUCCAAACCCACAUUUCCGACCCGAGCUUUUGGCGUACUGCACCUUAAUCGACUUCAGCGUCACUGAAGAGGGGCUCGAGGACCAAUUGCUUGCAAAUGUUGUCAAUCUGGAGCAGCCUGACUUGGAAACACAGAAAUGUCAGCUCCAACAAGAAUUUAACGGACAUCAAAUCCACUUACUUCAGCUCGAAAAUGAUUUGCUAGAGCGCCUGUCAAAUGCCCCGGAUGACAUCCUGUCUGAUAUUUUGUUGAUUGAAGGACUUGAGAAAUCAAAACGAACAGCACUUGACGUUGUUGAGGCAUUGCGGAAAGGUAAAGAUGCCGAGCGCGAGAUCAAUAUGGCUCGUGAAGUCUACCGCCCAGUUGCAAACGAAGCGGCUAUGAUGUAUUUCUUAAUGGGCCAGAUGUGCAAGGUGAAUCACAUGUACCGCUACUCACUCGAAUCAUACAAUACUUUUUUCUUUGUGGCCUUAAAAGGAGUGAGAAGUGAUCAUACUUCUGCUCGUGAUCGAGUAGAAAUGAUGAAGGAGGCUCUUCGCUGGACAAUCUUCUCAAUGGUGACGCGGGGUCUUGUUGAAGAGCAUAAGUUUUUGUUUCUGACGCAAUUGGUGUUCAUGUUGCUACGACGUGGGAUGAUUGCUCCGAGCAGCGGCUAUAAACCACAAUUUUUAUCAUUUUUGCUGCAAGAUUUAAAGGUCGUGGGGACACAAAAUACUAUUUCAUGGCUCAAUGAGACUCAGUGGCAGUCGCUCCAGGCGCUAAUUACUUUACCUCCAUUUAGAAGCUUCUUGUCGGAUCUGAAAGAGUCAGAACCGCGCUUUCGCGAAUGGUACAACUCGGCGAACCCUGAGCUUGAAAAGUUGCCGCUAGAUUGGCGUGAGCUGGAUAAGUCAGCGCCAUUCUUAAAGCUGCUCAUUGUCAAGUGUCUGCGGCCUGAUCGAUUCACCCAGGCAAUGAGCACUUUUAUAAUGCACGCGUUACCCAAUGGCAAUCAGUUUCUUAAUUGUGACUGCCAGCUCAACAGUUUUGCAAUAUUAAAGAGUGCAUUUGAGGAAAGCUCUCCAUGGACGCCUAUGUACUUCAUUCUCUCUCCAGGCUCGGACGUCGUGGUCGAUGUAGAUAAAUUAGCAUUGCAAGAACACAAAAGAGCUAAAAGCGUUGAUUACCACAAUAUAGCCCUUGGUCAAGGCCAAGAGCAGAUUGCCAUGAGAACGCUGCAAAUUUCUGUAGAAAAUGGUCACUGGGUGAUUCUAAACAACGUUCACUUGAUGCCAACAUGGAUGCUGGAACUCGACAAAUGGCUCGAGCAAUUGGCCAAGGAAAGUCGAACUGCGGCUUAUGCCACUCUCAAAAGCAAUCUCUCGAGCAGUAAAGAUGUCGUUGACAUUGGCACGAGUCCGCCCUUGCCAUUCUCGCCACCUGCUCGAGUUUUGAGCACGGACGAAACCUGUGAAACAGUGAUGUUACACCCAAACUUUCGUUUAUUUCUCACCAGUGACCCUUCCACAAACAUUCCGAUUGGCAUUUUGGAGAGGUCGAUCAAGCUUACCAAUGAGCCUCCGACAGGUUUACGUGCAAAUGUCAAACGAGCAUUUUGCUGCUUUUCAAAAGAUAGCGUUGAUGAGCUUGAGCCGCGCACACGUUGUAUCUUAUUUGCUCUUUGUUACUUUCAUUCGCUCAUGUUGGAGCGCAAAAAAUUUGGCCCUCAGGGCUUCAACAUGCUUUAUCCAUUCGCCGUCAGUGACCUGCUCGCAAGUAGCUUAGUUCUGCGAAAUUACAUGGAUAAUGCUCCUGCACGCGUUCCAUGGUCGAAUUUGCGAUAUUUGUUUGGCGAGAUAAUGUAUGGUGGUCAUAUUGUGAACGAAUUCGAUCGACUUGUAGCUACCACCUAUCUACAAUACUUUUUACGCGACGAAUUAUUGGAAGAGUUUUCAAUGCUCCCAUUCAAUGAUGUUGCAAACGGAGGUGGAAGUAGCGGACAAGAAGGUGAGCACAGUGGCGAUUCCAGUGCAGCCGGUGACAAAGGAGAUGUGUCCAAACGAGGGGCACAGCAUCGUCGUGACUUUUUGGCACCCAAGCUAUCCGCUAGUUUUGAUCUCAUUGUUGAGCAUAUUAAUACGUCACUAACGAAUGAGACCCCGACUGCUUUUGGCUUGCAUCCCAAUGCUGAGGUCGCAUUUCGAACCGAGAAUAGUCAAAAACUACUGCAAUCAAUGCUGCUUCUCACAUCGAAAGAAGAUCUGCAAGGAGAUGAUAGCUGUGACGAAGAGGUCGGUGUUUUGGAACUCGGUGAAUAUUCUGAUGUGAAGGAAACUAUCGAUACCAUUCAGCUGGCAGCUGAGGGAGUGUUACAAGAUAUUCUUGAAAGUUAUCGAGACUUACGCUUUGACAUUCAGGAAUUAAUGUUUCAAGAAACUUCCACCUCAAGCUCGCAGGAUGAUAAUUUUUCGCGGCAUGAAAGUGAUGGUAGUUGCUUGUCCAGGAAUGAACCACAGGUUGAUAAUCUGGAUCCUUUUCAAACAGUACUACUUCAAGAGUGCCAGCGAAUGAAUCACUUGCUAGAGAUCAUGACGGAUUCGUUGUCAGAGCUGGAGAUGGCGUACCGUGGUGACAUUCCACUAACUGAGGCUACCGAAAAGCUGCAGAUGCUCCUUUACUAUGAGCGUGUACCGGAUAAAUGGUUGACUGCAGCCUGUCUAUCCCGACGAUCGCUUGCGCCAUGGUUGACUACAUUACAACAACGUAUAGCACAGCUUCAGGAAUGGAUUGGGUCAGCCCCUGACUUGCCGCUAGUGCUUUGGAUGCCAGGUCUUUUUCAUCCACAAGCUUUUCUUACAGCAGUGCUCCAAACAGCAGCUCGCAAACGCAACAUUGAGCUAGACUCGCUGCGAAUCACAGUGGAUGUAACAAAACGCACCGUUGAUACGGUGGAUGCACCAGCAAGUGACGGCCAGUACAUCCAUGGUCUUUAUCUCGAAGGUGCGCGUUGGGAUUUUGGUAAUGGUUUACUUGAGUCUAGUCUGCCGCGAGAGAUGUACGCUUUAAUGCCUGUCCUCACAUGUCGCGCUAUCGUCAACACAGAAAAUAAAGAUCAAACAGGGGGAUUUGGAAUUGAUGGCAAAGGUGGAGCUAUCCGUGUAUACGAGUGUCCAGUUUACAGGACUCAAGAGCGUGGUCCGACAUUUCUUUUUACAUCACCACUUCGAACGAAAGUUCCGCCAGCCAAGUGGGUGCUCGCAGGAGUGGCUAUGCUGAUGGAGUUUGCCUGA
Molecule: messenger RNA, 14976 nt
Organism: Plasmopara halstedii
Lineage: Eukaryota; Oomycota; Peronosporomycetes; Peronosporales; Peronosporaceae
Product: dynein heavy chain
Exons: 2
Coding region: 1-14976 (4991 amino acids)
Biological process (GO): microtubule-based movement
Cellular component (GO): dynein complex
Molecular function (GO): minus-end-directed microtubule motor activity; ATP hydrolysis activity; dynein intermediate chain binding
Source: RefSeq, a predicted model, not a curated record